AUGAAUUUUUGCGAUGCUUUGGUCCCAUUUCGAACUGAGGAUUUUUUCGACGGAUUCUACGAUGCUUAUAAAUUUGAUCGAUCAAGGUCAACAUUCCUAAUUUACAAAUAUGUGAGCCGCACGAUUUCGGCAAUUUCUCUAAUUGUCCUCAUUUUCACGUGCCACGUCAUCGUCACCGCCAAAACCAAAGUGUUGAGCAGCUAUCGGAAUCUGCUCAUUUGCCAAAUAUGGUGCGCAUUUCUAUCGGGCAUCUGCCUAUCGAUAUCGUCGAUUCAUUCGAUCUAUCCGUUCCGAAUAUUGAUCACCGAUCGAAUUUCCGCUAUUGAUCAUCUGCCGUUCAUCUCGAUGUAUUGCUGCGUUGCGACGUCGGCAUUUCUAGGAGUCUUCUCGCUCGACGCCAUUAUCUUCAAUUUUAUCAAAUCGUCCAGAUUGAUGGUUGGAAGGCAUAACCAAGAAGAGAAAUUGUUUUAUUUUCGAUUGGCCUACUAUAUUUGUGCCGUAUUAUUCGCCAUUAUUCACACAAUCAUCAUUUUUUGUGGAGCAAUUCCGGAUAAUGAGUCAAUUAAACUGGCCUCAAUUAAAUAUGAUCCGAGACUCAUCGAAUUCUACGCGCACAAUCAUUUCGAUGUUGUUAUCAUCACCGUCGGAUGGAAAAUUAUAAAAUUCGAGCUUCUGAUGACUAUCGCUCUCAUCACAGUCGUUUUUCUUUUAUUCCUCUCAACAACCGCGUAUUACAUCAAGAAAUAUUCGUCGAUGACUUCGCAACUUGUGCAAACCCAGCAGAAGCUGAUUCUCCGAUUGGAGAUCAUCUACGCUCUCAUGUUCUAUUGUUUCCUUUCGCCGAUUAUUUUGACGGCCUGGUCGAUUUUCUUUUAUCCGCUGGAAUAUUUGAAGACAUUUCCCACCUAUUUUCUUGCCCUUCUUCCCAUCAACAUGUCGUCAUUCUUCAACUGCAUCGCCCAAUUAUGGAUUGUCAAGCCUUAUCGAGUGUUGGCCGUUCAGCUUCUCACCGGAAAAUCGGAGAAAUUUACGAAUCGGCGGACAAGAAUUGAUCGCUGCGAGACACUGAACACCGACUACGUGUGCCUUUAA
This is a messenger RNA of Caenorhabditis bovis, 1092 nucleotides long. The record is from the annotation of a GenBank genome assembly. Lineage: Eukaryota; Metazoa; Nematoda; Chromadorea; Rhabditida; Rhabditidae.